Messenger RNA from Helianthus annuus (common sunflower), 1621 nucleotides. RefSeq names its product serine carboxypeptidase-like 13. Gene Ontology annotation, molecular function: serine-type carboxypeptidase activity; acyltransferase activity, transferring groups other than amino-acyl groups. The record is from RefSeq and is a predicted model, not a curated record. Bases 102 to 1442 code for a protein of 446 amino acids. NCBI's taxonomy places the organism in Eukaryota, Viridiplantae, Streptophyta, Magnoliopsida, Asterales, Asteraceae. Gene Ontology annotation, biological process: proteolysis; secondary metabolic process. The transcript is spliced from 14 exons.
CCAUCGUUCAACCAUCCACAUGCCUCACUCAAAUAUAGUAUUUAAAGUGCAUUCAUUAUAAGUAGGAUUCUUAUCGCAAUAGCUAAAGCCAAAAAGCAAACAUGAUUCUAUACUUUGUUUUCAUUCUCAUCCUUCAACCAUGCAUGAUAACUAAAUCUCAUUCCAAAUCAAUCAUCACAACGCUUCCUGGAUAUUCUGGUCAUCUUCCUUUCAACCUAGAAACCAGUUAUGUGGGAAUAGGGGACGUACAGUUGUUUUACUAUUUUGUUGAAUCAACGAGAAAUCCAGAAGAAGACCCUCUAAUAUUACAUAUUAGUGGUGGUCCCGGAUGUUCAGGUUUACUUCCCUUGCUAGGUGAAACAGGUCCACUUAACAUAAAUGUGGACAAUCUCACAUUAACAUUGAAUCCAAGCUCAUGGACACAGAUGGCUAAUAUGAUAUACGUGGAUAUGCCCGUUGGUGCGGGCUUUUCCUACGCAGAAACUGAACAAGGGUGGAUUAGCAGCGAUACUAUUCUAGCUACCCAAGCUAAUGAAUUUAUUAAAAAGUUUUUGAGCGAACAUCCCAAGUUUUUGCGCAAUCCAUUAUACAUUUCAGGAACUUCUUAUGCUGGCAUUAUUGUUCCCAAAGUCACUCUAGAAUUAUAUGAAUAUGAAGGUGAUGAGCAUGGAGAUCAACCAUUCAACAUUCAAGGCUACAUUGUUUGCAGUCCUCUAACUAAUAAGUUCAUGGAUUUCAAUUCUAGGCUUGAAUAUGCCUAUCGUAUGGCACUCAUAUCAAAUGAUAUUCACAAGUCCGCCGUAGACAGUUGUCAUGGUAACUAUGUAGACAUUGAUUCAGCCAAUUCAGUAUGCGCAAAAAGUCUUCAACGUUACGAAGAGUGCACAAGCCAUAUUAAUACCAAUAACAUUCUGAAACCAUUUUGUGAUGCAAAUGAUCCAAAUUUAGAUUGUAAUACUGAUACUCAUAAAGCCAUAAACAAAUGGGCGAAAACCGAAGUUGUACAACAAGCUCUAAAAGUUCGUGAAGGAACAAUUGAAAAUUUUGAAAUGAUCAACAAAACCUUGCAUUACGCUCAAGGGAAAAAUGACACAUUUGGUUAUUCUUAUGAUAUUUUUAGUAGUUUUUCCUAUCAUAAGAAGCUUUUGAGUAAAAAGUGUAGAGCUUUGAUCUUCAGUGGCGAUCAUGAUUUCACAUUUCCGUAUGUUGGCGUUGAGCAAUGGAUAGCUUCUCUCAAUCUCCAAGUUGAAGUACCAUGGAAACCUUUCUACGUUGAUGAUCAAGUCGGAGGAUAUGAAACCAAAUAUGCACAAAACCAAUAUUCAUUGACAUAUGCUACGGUUAAGGGCGAAGGUCAUUCAGUUCCAUUAAACAGUCCAAGAGAAUCUUUGGUAUUGGCACAAGAGUUCUUUGCUUCACAGACUUAUUCGAGUGAUUCUUAGAUGAGAUACUGGAAUGGAGUAGCAUAUGAUGCAUCACGAAGUUGUUGCAGUACUCUAUAGUACAUGUUUGAAUUUGCUUAAGAUAUUUGUAAUCUGGUGAUACUUUAUUUAUUGUUAUCAUAUGUAUACGUAUACUAAUAUUUUCGAUCUUGAACAAGGAACUCAUCAUAUUUUGUUUA